CCCUUUUCAAACCCAUCAGCUCUCACAAAUCGCCUUCCCUCUGCUGAUGGGUAUCAGCCCGCUGCGAACUCACGGCUCCCGGGGCGGUCCCGAGCGUGAGGUAAAACCCGGGCUUUGUCUGGGCGCAACAACAACAAAAAGCACAGCGAGCCCCGAAACCCCCACCCGCAUCCACCACCUCUUCCCUAUUCCCGUAUUUAUUACACGAAGCACUCAGAAAGGGGCGAGCGCGGGCUCCGAAGCCAGCUUUGGGCGGCGGCACACCCCACGCCCGGGCGGCGGCGCUGCCCGGCCGCCAUUUCGGAGCCCCCCCCGCGCACGCAGGCAGCGGAACCCGCCCGCCGCUGGGGCGCGGAGGCCAUCUUGUGGCCGGGCCGGGCGGAGCCGUCGCCUAGCAACGGCGGCGCAGCGGGAAGUACAAAAGAAGCAUUUGAGUUCUGACGUAGAAGCGAAGAUGCAGAUGUUAAUGCCUGAACCUCAGAUUUUUGUGGAAAGAACUCUGGCCCUCAUCAAACCAGAUGUCGUUGAUAAAGAGGAAGAAAUAGAGGAUGUCAUUCUCAGAUCAGGAUUUUUGAUCAUUCAGAAACGGAAGCUCCAGUUAAGCCCAGAGCAAUGUAGCAACUUUUAUGCAGAACAAUAUGGAAAAAUGUUUUUUCCUAAUUUAACAGCCUAUAUGAGCUCUGGACCUUUAGUUGCUAUGGUUCUUGCCAGACAUUGUGCAGUCUCGUACUGGAAGGAAUUGCUUGGACCAUCAAACAGCAUAAAAGCUAGGAGGACUCACCCUCACAGUUUAAGAGCAAUCUAUGGGACCGAUGAUCUGAGGAAUGCGCUUCAUGGCAGUCUCAACAUUUUCUCAGCAGAAAGAGAAAUUCGAUUCAUGUUUCCAGAAGUGAUCUUGGAGCCAGUUCCAGCUGGGCAGAGAGCUAGGGAUUACUUGAACCUUUGUGUAAAUCCUACCUUACUAGCAGGGCUCACUGCACUUUGUAAAGAGAAGCCAGCAGAUCCUAUGACUUGGCUUGCUGACUGGUUGAUUGAACACAACCCUAAUAAACCCAAGCUACAACAUCAAAUCACUGAAGAAGAGCAUCGGGAGUGAAAAACAUCACUCAGUGGAAACCAUCUCAAGCAUUCAAAUUACAUAUGUAUAUUAUCGUUGGCACUGUAUCCCUUGCCUAUACAAUUAAUAUAAUCUGAAGUAAAUGUUGUCUUAACUACCCAUGUCUUUAUGGGAUAAACCUUUCAGUUAACAAGGAUUUAACAGUUGUAGUAGCUUUUCUGUUGACUUGGAGAAUGUAGAAUUACAUGAUAAAUUUACUGUGUCAGGUGAUUAGAAAAAGAUGAAAUGAUCUUGUAGUGUUACUUAUACUGCUGCUUUCCCCAGUCAUGUUGUUUUGUCUGUUUGGGGAAAACAAAAUUAUUUAGGCCACUGCAGAUUCCUAAAUGACAUACAGCUGGCCUAUCCUUUGUGAAACUGCGACUUGUUUCCAGCACUUGUUAAGAGCUGCAAAUCCCAUUAUGAAGGAGAGGUACCUGAAUGUAACUUAGAAAACAGUUACUGGCAUCAUAUUAGCAACUUGAAAAUUUGGUUGUUGGUUACAUCACCGAGCUAUGGUCACUCUUACAGAUGAUUCACUCAAGACUGAUGUAUUUUGUCAGAAUACAAUCUGAAGGCCUUAAUUAAAGCUACAUUGAAUGUACAUUUCCUAUCUCGACAGAAAAAAAAAAAACACAGUUGUUAUAAAUCAGUCUCAGAUUUCCAUUAGAAGUCACAAGAAGGUUUACUUUAGUCAAGGACUAAUGAUACCUUCCUACAUUUGUUUGAAGAAAGGUGUUUAAUUGCAACAGCUCACCUUAAGGGUGUUUUUUGUGUUCUACUGCACUUAAAAGGUCUGCCGCUUUCUGUUGUUUUCCUUGUAUUGUUGGUUACACUUGGACUUUAAUGUGUUCUGUUUGAGAAUUUCAAGAGAAUGGGUUAGGGGCCGGGUUGUUCAACGGACAAUGUGUUAAUCAUGAGCUAUUAUCUAUUAUUAAUGUAAUUGGACUGUUUUUUUUUGGGGGGUGAGACAUGCUUGGGGGGCUUUUCUGUUUUCUUAAGUGUUGCCUUUGCGCUGUUAACUUCAAGGUUUGCAUCCUGUGGCUUUCCUGCUUUGCAUGGAGAAAACGAUGUCGUUCUCCCAACUCUGAAAUAUUAGUAUUCUUGACUAAUACUAAAUAAAUAAACAACUUCAUAGUUUAUUUUAUGACAAGCCUUGCUUGAUUAAUUACCAGAAACAUUAAACUUUUUUUUUAAAGCUAAUUGUUUAUCUUUUCAGUGGAGUAAAUGACUGUUGCCACCCCAAAGAAUAAACAUACAGAAAAGCAAUCCCUACAAUAGUGAGAUCUACAAGUCUUGAAACUCUUAAGAGUUUUUUUUUUUUAAAAAAAAAGAAAAGCCCAAACCCUCAAAUAUGAAGAAAAAAGAAAGAGGUUGUUAGAAAUUCUCUGAACAGAUCUCUUUAUAACUAAUUUCUUUUGCCUACUAUUAUUGUUCCCUAUAAGUGUCUGAUUGCUGCAAUUAUAGGACAGUUGUGCAUUGUUGUUUCCUGUCAGCCAAACCAAAAAAUUCCUCUUUUGAACAAGACAGAAACUAAAAUUCAGUGAAUUCACAAUGCAUUCUCCUUCAUUUUUUGUCAGUUAUGACGGUAUUUGCUUCCUUAUUUGAUGUGUUGCAGCUUGACAAUAAAUAUCUCCUUUAAGUUA
Messenger RNA from Cygnus atratus (black swan), 2739 nucleotides. RefSeq names its product NME/NM23 family member 5 (gene NME5). Gene Ontology annotation, biological process: CTP biosynthetic process; spermatid differentiation; negative regulation of oxidative stress-induced intrinsic apoptotic signaling pathway. The transcript has 6 exons. The record is from RefSeq and is a predicted model, not a curated record. Gene Ontology annotation, molecular function: nucleoside diphosphate kinase activity. Bases 47 to 1096 code for a protein of 349 amino acids. NCBI's taxonomy places the organism in Eukaryota, Metazoa, Chordata, Aves, Anseriformes, Anatidae.